AUGCACAUCUGCGUGCUUCAAGCCACCUACCCGGAUGGUCAUAUCCUUCGUGAGCACGAUGAAUACGCCGACCCAGGCCGCUACGUGAAGCAGCACACCUUUCAUCACCGCUUCAUCGACAAGGCCAACUACCGUCAGCAGAUCGAUGCUGCCGUGGCCGAAAAGUUUGACUUUUACAUCAACUUCAUGUGGGGACAGCCUGAGGAUGAGGUCGCAGGCGUUGAAGCUACAGAGUAUUUUGAAAGCCUCAACGUGCCUUUCAUUGGCCUUCGAAGUCGCAUUCUACGCAAGUCAAAGACCGAUCUUUACGACGCGGCUCGUAAGAAGGGGAGCCCUCCAGUACCCUCGGCAGACCCCGAUGUAUUUCCUGUCAUUUUCUUGUCUGACAAGUCCAUCUGCUUCAUAGCAGAGGAACGUGACGGAGCUGUCGCCAAUAUUGAUUGGCAGCUUCAACCCGGUCGCAAACCCCCAACCCCACCUCUGGAGAUGAAACCGGCCACGGUCUAUGAUCUUCCUGACGAUAUCAUAGUUCAAGAGUUCAUCCCAGGGAUUGAUUACUCGGUCGUGGUCAUUGAGUUUGGAAAAACACCUAUUGCGUUGAACCCUACCAUCUACAACUAUCCCUCUAGCGAGGAUGCCAGCAACAAGUACCGCUUCCUCACCUUUGACCUCAAGUUUCACCCUGAGCUGUCCGAGAGUCUCGUCAAUCGUGACGAUGACCCGCAGCUCUUCGACACGCUCCAGAAACUAGCUGUAGAGGCGUUUCAAGUCAACGACAUGGCCGGUGGUUCUUGGGGAAACGUCGACAUCCGCAUCAAGCCCGAUGGCAAGCCCGUCGUCAUCGAGGUCAACCCCAUGCCUGCAGUCUUUCUCCCUCCAGACUGUGGAGAAGAGGCUGUGAUCUCGAAGAGCCUUCCUGGAGAACAUCGCGCCUUGUUGAACAUCAUGAUGGCAUCGUACAUGAUGCGAUCAGAGACCUAUGACAAUGGUCGUCAGGAUCUGAUUGGCAAAGUGUACGAUCGAGUUGCACCACAAUAUGACACCCAGUACACCCCCCACGGUACUGUGCAAGAGGUCCUGGGCCGCCUCUUUUCCAAGUUCAACUUUGACGGUAGUCUCUUGGACAUUGCCUGUGGCACUGGUCUCUUUGGUCGGUUGAUCCGAGCCCAGCAACAGACACACUCCAAUGGAACAUCAUCAACUUGUCAAAAGUCUCGUCACGUUGGACUUGACAUCUCAUCAGAGAUGGCUCGCCUGGCAAAGGAGUCAGGCUACGAUCAUGUGUUCGUCGGCCCAGUUCAGGAGGUCCUCCCUACCAUCACGGAGUCUUUCGAUCAUAUCAUGUGCUACCAGGCCAUUCACUUUGUGAGCACCUUCGAAGUUUCCCUGGUGCUGUCUCGGUGCUUCCAGUUGGCAAAGAAGUCGGUGACGAUUGGUGUUGACGAGAUCCCCGAGGCGUACAAUGAAGCCAUUAAGAAGCUCCCGCCUCCGAACAAUGUGAUGACGAGCAUCAACCAUGUUCAAGAAGUGAGAGAUUUUGGAGUUCCGCGAGGUUGGAAGCUGGCUCUGGAGGAACAAGUCUUUGGUUGGAAGUCACCAAACACCAACGUCGACGUUAACACCACUCUCUUUCACUUUGAACGGAUAUAA
Fusarium vanettenii 77-13-4 is the source of this 1650-nucleotide messenger RNA. RefSeq lists its product as uncharacterized. NCBI's taxonomy places the organism in Eukaryota, Fungi, Ascomycota, Sordariomycetes, Hypocreales, Nectriaceae. The transcript is spliced from 3 exons. The record is from RefSeq and is a predicted model, not a curated record. Gene Ontology annotation, biological process: peptidoglycan biosynthetic process. Gene Ontology annotation, molecular function: D-alanine-D-alanine ligase activity; ATP binding; metal ion binding. The coding region runs from base 1 to 1650 and encodes 549 amino acids.